AUGUUGUCAUCGAAAACUUUAUGGGAAUCUCCAUUGUCAAUAACUUAUCGUCCAGUGGUCAACAGCGAACAAGAAAAAGCACUUAAACUUUGGCAAACAGCAUUCAAACCAAAAAGUGAGGGUUAUUUUGAACGAUAUUUUUUGUCUACAGCUUCACCUCACUAUCAAGAAGGAGACACUUUGGGAGCUUGGUCAGAUGAUAAUCUGCUAGUCAGUGUUGUCCACAUUCGACGGAUGAUUUUGAAAUCAGCCAACAAUGAAACAUAUUUGUGUGGUGUUGUUUCAAAUGUAGCUACUCUAGCAGAAUUCAGAAAUCAGGGUUUGUCGCGGACACUUCUUAAGCAAGCAAUUAAGAAGAUGGAACAAGAAGCCUUCGACAUAUCGGUAUUAGGAACUGGACGCUCGCAUCAUUAUCUAUCAUUAGGCUGGCAACUUCUUACAACUCGAAUACAAUAUGUCAUUAAUAUGCCUGAAAAAAUAUCUUCUUGCAAUUAUGAAAUGUCAUGGAUAUCGGCAUCAUUCAUUUCAUUUUAUGAUCAACUGCUCGAACUCUAUUCCGCUCAUCCACGUUCUUAUCAGUUUGAUCGCGAUUCUCCUUUAAUGUUCGAACAUUGGAUUGGUUGGCAUUGGAAAGAAGAUUUCGCUUAUAUCUUCAUGUUACCGAAUAAAAAAGGAUAUGUAGUAAUCAGUCAACCGGAUGGUAAACAAUCCAAAGUGUGCAUAUCCGAAUGGAGAGCACACGAUACUGAUUCCGAGAUAACCUUACUUAGUAUGGCUGCUACAGAAAUUCGCCGACGAUAUGGCCACAAAAGCUUUCUUCUUCACACACUUCCUCAAUAUGCGACUUUAAAGUCACUGGAAUGGGACAAUAAUGAUUUGAUUUCUGAAGAAAAUCAAGAUAUCAUGAUUCGAAAUAUUCGAUUAUCAGAUGAUUUAUUUGAGAAUAUUAAAGCAGCUUUUGAAACAGAAAAUGAGAAAGCUGCUACCAUCUGGCCAGGAGAAUACUUUUGA
This is a messenger RNA of Rotaria sp. Silwood2, 1011 nucleotides long. The record is from the annotation of a GenBank genome assembly. Lineage: Eukaryota; Metazoa; Rotifera; Eurotatoria; Philodinida; Philodinidae.